Musca domestica (house fly) is the source of this 1061-nucleotide messenger RNA. It is a transcript of the gene emc, whose product is annotated as protein extra-macrochaetae. NCBI's taxonomy places the organism in Eukaryota, Metazoa, Arthropoda, Insecta, Diptera, Muscidae. Bases 251 to 922 code for a protein of 223 amino acids. Gene Ontology annotation, cellular component: nucleus; cytoplasm. The record is from RefSeq and is a predicted model, not a curated record. Gene Ontology annotation, molecular function: protein dimerization activity; transcription regulator activity. Gene Ontology annotation, biological process: circadian regulation of gene expression; negative regulation of transcription by RNA polymerase II; cell differentiation. The transcript has a single exon.
AAAAAGAAAGAAGAAUUUAGAAAAAAGUGCUGAGUGUGGGUUUUUACAAAAUAUUGGAAUAUUGAAAAACCCCAGUCAAAACACAUAACCUCGCAAUAUUUAAAAAAAAACGAGAAAAAAUAAAUAAAUUUUCAAAAUUUAUUAAAAUAAAACUCGCCACGGAUUACCAGCGUUUUUCAAGCCCCACAACCCGUUACCAAUAACAGCCGCCAAAAUUCUACUCAAGGAACGUAAAGACAUCAUUUCUAAAAUGAAAUCCUUGACGGCCGUUUGCCAGACCGGUGCCUCAAUGCCCGCCAUCAAUCCCAAUGGACGCAUUAGCCGUCAUCCGCCGCAUCGCGGUGAUGGUGAAAAUGCCGAAAUGAAAAUGUAUUUGUCCAAACUGAAGGAUCUGGUGCCGUUCAUGCCCAAAAAUCGCAAACUUUCCAAAUUGGAAAUCAUCCAGCAUGUCAUCGAUUACAUUUGCGAUUUGCAAUCCGAGCUGGAGACACAUCCUGAAAUCAAUAAUUUUGAUGCCAGUGCAGCAUUGAGUUUUGCCGCCAGCAGCAUGCAAAGAGUUUCGUCGGGCAGUGAAGAGGGUGGUGCCGAUGAAGAUAUGGCCGCCGAGGAGGAGGAGGAGGACAGUGAAGUGCAACAGCGUUUAAGUGGAGCCAGUACACAACAACAACAACAUCAAUCUAGUCCUGCUGCUCAGCGUCAACCUUUGGUUGAUCGCCCCACACCCAACACAAUUUUGCCACCCGCCUCACAACAACAGCAACAGCGACACCUUAACAACGCCCUCACAACAGUCUCCACCUCCCCGUCCGCUGUGACAGUAACCUCCUCAUCAUCUCCAGCGUUUGAAGAAAGCCUCAGCUCCUCAGCCAGCUCCCAUGCAGAUUCAACGAAUCACACGGUAAGUUCGUUGAAAAAGUAUUAGGAAGGCUGAACAACUCCACCCAACACCCCCCUUCUACCCACCCACAAACAACAACAAAAAACACUCAAACACCCUCACAUCGUAGAAUAUUAGACUUAGAAAGCAGAGACUGUAGGGGAAAAUUAAAUGAAAAAAAGAA